GCCAUGGAGUGCAGAGACAAAGCGGCCGUCCCUCCGCGGAAGCUCGUGCAAGCUCGGUUGCCGUUCAAGCGCCUGAACCCUGUACCAAAGGACAAAUACGAGAUGGAUUCAGAAGUCAAAAAAGGGAAGAGCUCACCUAGUGGCUUUGUUCCAAGUAAGGAUUCCUCCCUGGAUACAUCACAUACAUCCCUGGACAACCUGGAGAAUGACUGCCAGUUGGAUUCAGAUGUUAAUUUUACUCCGAAACUCGUGAAUAGGAAAGGUCCCUUAGACCAUUUCAUUCAGAAAAACACAAAAGGGAACAGAGAUGAUGACACUGUCAUUGUGAUUGGCCUGAGACAGGACUCUGGCCACAGACUAAGUGAUGGCACAGACCACAGAGAUUUUGACUCCAAAGCAUCUUCAUCCCUAGCUGUGACUAAUGGCAUGUUGGGAAAGGAGCUAAACCAGUUGAGUUGCCUCAAUCCCGUCCCUAGUAACCAAGGGGAUGAUGAUUCAAUGGAGACUGAUGUGCCAUGUGAAGCUGGAGGGAAUAAAGAUGAGGGUUUGGCUGGUGGAAUCCAGUCACCUUCCAGGUUAAUGAAAUGUAACAACCUGGAAACCCCAAAGGCAAAGCAGAGCCAACUGAAGGAUGUCAUCUUUGAGGGGAAGAUGCCUGUGGUGCUCCUGGAGGACAUUAUGGCUGCAAAAUCUCCCCAGGGUGCUUCUCUGGAUGGAAGCAUCACAUCUGGAAAUGAGACCAUGGAAUCAUCCCAUGAAGGAGACUCUGGGCUUAGCAACUCCUCGCUGAGCACUCGCUCUGUGAGCUCCCCCGAGGUGCAGCCUGCUGCAGAAACAAAGAGGAAUUCCAGUCCCUUAGCUGCCUCCACUCCUGUUAGGAAGGUGUCUCAGAAACUCCCCAAAAGCUUGGCAGAGAAGGAGAAGCUGAGAUUGCAAAGAGACCAGGAGCGAGCAGACAAGCUGCAGAAGCUGCAAGCAGAGAGGGAGGAGAAGGGAAGGCUGAAAGAAGAAGCAAAAGCAGCAAAAGAGCGAGCCAAAGAAGAGGCCAAGAAGAAGAAAGAGGAGGAGAAAGAGUUGAAAGAGAAAGAAAGGAGAGAAAAGAAAGAAAAAGAAGAGAAGGAAAAAGCUGAGAAGCUGCGAGUGAAGGAGGAGAAGCGCAAGGAGAGGCAGGAGGCUUUAGAGGCAAAACUUGAAGAGAAGAGAAAGAAAGAAGAGGAGAAACGGUUAAGAGAGGAGGAAAAGCGAAUUAAUGCUCAGAAGGCAGAGAUCACAAGGUUCUUCCAGAAACCAAAGACUCCCCAAGCCCCAAAGAUUCUUGCUGGCUCCUGUGGGAAGUUUGCUCCUUUUGAAAUCAAGGAGAACAUGGUCUUAGCUCCCCUCUCUAGGAUUGCCCUGGAUCCAGACUUCCUGGAGCAGGUGGAUAAGCUCCUGCACAGCCAGGGCAGUGAAGCCUCCUUCCUGAGGGAGCUGAAGUGUCGGAAGCCACGGAAGACUGGACCUACUUUUGUCAGCAACAGCACUGGCACAGUCAACAGUGAUGUGGUGGUGGUGGACAACUGCAAACCAGAUGCUGUGCCAGAAAGGGGCAAGUUUGGCAGGAUGAAGCUUCUGCAGUUCUGUGAAAAUCACCGUCCUGCCUACUGGGGCACAUGGAACAAGAAAACCUCCCUGAUCCAUCCCAGGAACCCUUGGUCCAAGGACAGUAAACUUCUGGACUAUGAAGUAGAUAGUGAUGAAGAGUGGGAAGAGGAGGAACCUGGAGAAAGUCUCUCCCACAGUGAAGGGGAUGAUGAAGAGGAGGGAGAGGAUGAAGAUGAUGAUGAUGGUUUUUUUGUACCCCAUGGGUACCUAUCUGAAGAUGAAGGAGUGACAGAAGAGUGUGAUCCAGAGAACCAGAAGGUUCGCCAGAAGCUGAAGGCAAAGGAGUGGGAUGAGCUGAUGGCCAAGGGGAAGAGGUUCCACAUCCUACAGCCUGUGAAAAUUGGCUGCAUCUGGGAGAGUGCAGGGAAUGACCAUGGCACAAACACAGACCUGAAGGUUCUCCAGCAAUUCACAGCCUGUGUCCUGGAUUCCCCUGUGGCAGAGGAGGAGCAGCAGAUCCAGAAAUGUGGCAAAAAAAGAGCAAAAGAUCAGCAAAUCCUGGGCCAGCUUCUGCCUCUGCUGCACGGCAAUGUGAACGGAAGCAAAGUGAUCAUCCAGGAAUUCCAGGAAUGCUGCCGGCAAGGACUCUUCAGUGAGGUGACCUCAGCCACUGACUGUGCUGACAGCAGCCCUGCCAGCCCCCACCCUUCCAGGCCCCAGACCCCAGUGGGUGAGGACAACAGGGUCCCUUCCAAAGCCAGGCUAAAGAGAAUCAUCUCUGAGAACUCUGUGUACGAGAAGAGGCCUGAGUACAGGAUGUGCUGGUACGUCCACCCCCAGGUGCUGAAGAGCUUUCAGCAGGAGCAUCUCCCUGUCCCUUGUCAGUGGAACUACAUCACCCAAGUGCCUUCCUCAGGGAAGGAGGAGGGUGGCAGCCUGCCAGGCGUGGUGGCCCUGCAGACCACCCCCGUGGUGGUGAAGAGGAAGGCCACCAGGAGCAUGUCCAUCACGAAAUUCAUGAAGAGGCCUCGAGAUGUAGGCCAGGCUGCAGAGAUGGAUGGAUUUCAGGCAGACACUGAGGAAGAUGAGGAAGAUGAUGACUGCAUGAUUGUGGAUGUACAGCCAGGCAAAGGUGGGGACAAGCCAUAG
This is a messenger RNA of Indicator indicator, 2730 nucleotides long. It is a transcript of the gene CHAF1A, whose product is annotated as chromatin assembly factor 1 subunit A. The transcript has 13 exons. Bases 4 to 2730 code for a protein of 908 amino acids. Gene Ontology annotation, cellular component: CAF-1 complex; nucleus. Lineage: Eukaryota; Metazoa; Chordata; Aves; Piciformes; Indicatoridae. The record is from RefSeq and is a predicted model, not a curated record. Gene Ontology annotation, biological process: nucleosome assembly.